AAAAAGGAUGUACUUUCUGUUUUCUGGCCGCAAACCCCACCCCUCUGCAGGGGAAAAAGCCAGAAGGAGGAGAAUAGAAAGCGAAACUUAAUUUUGUUUUUUUCCUCUUCUGAGCCAGGUUAAAUAGGGGAGGCAGCUUCUUCGAUCCUUCGAUUCUCCCUUGGCAAGGCUGCCCCUUUGCUGGGAACCUCCUCCUCCUCCUCCUCCUCCUGUGCCUGGCUUCGGUUUGAGUGUGUGUUUGUGUGUGUGUGUGUAAAACGCAUGUACAUAUCAGUCUCUUCUUCUCUGCUGCUGUGGGAACAGAAAGUUUCUCUUCCAGCCUUGGGCCAGUGUGAUGCCAUGCACAUACCUCGUCAUGGGAAAAAGCAAAGUGGUUCUUCGACGUCGGCUGAAAAUGUCUUCACCCCUCCGCUUCUUCCCCACCAUCGUGCUAUGAGCAGAUUCCCUGCUGCUUCAGACCAGACCUUGCCCAGAUCCGACAGACUCGAAGAUUUUCAUCAGAAGCAGGUCCUCUUCCUGCAAGGAAAACGUUCCGAGGCUUCGCUGUGGAAGCCCGGUGUGCAGAGGUCCCAAGAGCCGCAGACGUUCUUCCCGCCGCCCCGUUCGAAUUCAUGGUACAACUACAGGGAGACCCCCAGAAGACCUCCCUGUAAGGGUAGCUGGCCGGCACCGAAGCAGCCGUUUCCUCCUCAACCAAGUUACUUUGCGGUUACUUAUCCGAAGGGUGCCGCCGACCGACUCGUCUCCAGCUUCCAGGGGCUGACUCUGAGCAAGCAGGACGUUGAAGGGGAUCUCCUGGGGAUCCUGAGGGAUCUGAAAUCGGGGCAGACCAUCUCCGCUCGCCACCUGGCCCAGCAGCUGCGCGUCCAGAAGAAAGUGGUCAACCAUUAUCUCUACAAGCUUCACCAACGAGGGCAGCUGAGUCGGACGGAGACCACCCCGCCAUUGUGGAGGUUAGCCGACGGUCGCGACUUCGCCGAAGCAAGCCAAGCGGGACGUCCGGCCAUCCGGGACAAAGACAGCGGUUCCCUCUUCGACUUGGGGAUCGAAGAAGAAGUAGAAGGAAGUUCCGCUUCUGACCGGGAGGACUCGUUUGGUUCUCCUGACAUGGCCGAAGUCAAGGAGAAGAUCUGCAGCUUCCUGUUCGGGGUGGUGGACUCCACAGCUUACAACCUGGCCAAGAACAUCGGCUUGAGCAAAGCCAGGGAUGUCAACGCCACCCUCCUGGCCUUGGAGAAGCUGGGCGAGGUGCACAAGGAGAACGUCAACCCUCCCAAGUGGUCGCUGACGGACAACAAGCGGAAACGGAUGCAAGUCAAGGCCAAAGCCGAAGAAGUCCGGCAGGCGGUCCCGCCGGACCCCGAACCCCCAGCCCCGUGCCUCGAACCGGAGGCAACCCCUGCCGACGUGCCCUCCCCUCGCCCUUCUCCCCCUCCGCCUCCCCCUCCGCCGGAGAACGAGGAGAAGAAAAUCGAGAACGGGCAGCAGGCCGCCGAGCCGAUCGAGCCCAGCUGCCCUCCGUGGGCGAGUCCCGCUUGCAAGCGCCCCCGCUACCGCCACUUCUCGCCUUACAACUUCUUCGAGAGCAGCAGCUGGGCCACCGACGAUAUCCCCGAGGACAUGAACGCCAUCAGCAACCAGGACGAGUCGAGGUACAUUAUGGGGUCCCCUCUGUACCCCAAAUACCCGGCUCAGCUGGACACCGCUUUCCAGUGCACCCCCUUGGAGAAGCUCAUGGACUGCCAGAAGAAAAACCCCGUCAGCGGCUUGAUCGAAUACACCCAGUACAUGUACCAGCACUGCGAGUUCGUCUUGCUGAAGCAGAGCGGGCCGUCGCACGAGCCACGGUUUAAAUUCCAAGCCAAGAUUGACACCCGCCACUUCCCUCCGGCCGAAGCAGGCAGCAAAAAACUAGCCAAGCAGGAAGCGGCGGCCAUCGCCAUGAAAAUCCUUCUCCACGAAGCUCAGCACGAGGGGGAAGACAGCGUGGGGCCCGAGACUUCCCUGUACGAGGACACCUCCCUCAGGGAGGAGGAGAUGCCUGAGCAGGCAGACCCCGAGGCCUCGUCCACCGCCCCACAGCCCAACCUCCUCUGUGGGAAGAACCCCAUCAGCGCCUUGAUGGAAUACGCCCAGAAGCUGGGGAGCGUGUGCGAAUUCAAGCUGCUCUCUCAGGAAGGACCGCCUCAUGACCCAAAGUUUCAAUACUGCGUCAAGGUGGGCGAGCGCGUUUUCCCCGCCGUGGUCUCGAACAGCAAGAAGGGAGCGAAGCAAAUGGCCGCCGAGGUCGCCAUGAAAGGGCUGACGGGCGAAACCACCGGCUCACCUGCGCAGGUGGAAGCGCCGUCCGAGCCCAUGCUGGACGUACAAGCUAGCCAGCUAGCCCAUCCGGAGGAGUCCAAGACAGUCAGCGCCAAAGGCGUCGGCGAGUUGAUCAAGUACCUGAAUUCGAAUCCGGUCAGCGGACUUCUGGAGUAUGCCCGGGCCAACGGCUUCGCAGCUGAAUUCAAGCUCAUCAAUCAGACCGGCCCUCCCCAUGACCCCAAGUUCGUCUUCCAGGCGAAAGUGGGUGGCCGCUGGUUCCCGUCCGUCACGGCGCACAGCAAAAAGCAGGGAAAGCAGGAAGCGGCCGACGCGGCGCUCCGUGUCCUCAUCGGGGAGAACGAGAAGGCCGAGCACGUGGCCGAAGGGCUGGGCAUCACGGAGCUACCGGUCAGCGGAAGCACUCUGCACGACCAGAUCGCCAUGCUAAGCCACCAGCGGUUCAACGCCUUGACCGCCCGCAUCCAGCACAGCCUGCUGGGACGCAAGAUCCUAGCCGCCAUCAUCAUGAGGAGGGGGCAGGAGGGGCUGGGGGUCGUGGUCAGCAUCGGGACAGGGAACCGCUGCGUGAAAGGGGAGGAGCUGAGCUUGAAAGGAGAGACGGUGAACGACUGCCACGCGGAGAUCAUCUCCCGAAGGGGGUUCAUCAGGUUCCUGUACAAUGAGCUGAUGACCUUUGACCCCUUGGCGCCGGAAGAGAGCAUCUUCAAGCUGUCGGAAGACGGCAGGCUGAAGAUCAAAGAUGACGUCAGCUUUCACCUGUACAUCAGCACGGCGCCUUGCGGGGACGGCGCCCUCUUCGACAAGUCCUGCAGUGACCAGGCCAACAACACAGCCGGGGAGGAUCAACACCAGCCCCUCUUCGAAAACCCCAAACAGGGGAAGCUACGCACCAAGGUGGAAAACGGAGAGGGCACCAUCCCCGUGGAAUCGAGUGACAUCGUGCCAACCUGGGACGGCAUCCAGCACGGCGAACGCCUCCGCACCAUGUCCUGCAGUGACAAAAUCCUGCGCUGGAAUGUGCUCGGCUUGCAAGGCGCCUUGUUGUCACACUUCAUACAUCCGGUCUACCUUCGCUCAGUCACGCUUGGCUACUUGUACAGCCAAGGUCAUUUGACCCGCGCCAUUUGCUGCCGGAUGUCCAGAGACGGCAACCCCUUGGGGACGAGGCUUCCCACGCCCUAUUUGGUCAAUCACCCCGAGGUCGGCCGGGUCAGCGUCUACGACUCGGCGAGACAGACGGGGAAAACCAAGGAAUCGAGCAUCAAUUGGUGCCUCCCGGACGGCACCAACGUCGAAGUCCUGGACGGCACGAAAGGCAAAGUGGACGGGCCCAAGCUGGAUAUUUCGCGCGUCUCCAAGCAGAAUCUCUUCCAGCUUUUCCAGCUGCUUUGCACCAAGAUGGCUCGGGAAGAUCUCAAGAAGUUCACCGUCUACUCGGAGGCCAAAGAGUCGGCCGCUGACUACCAGAGUGCCAAGCAGCAGUUCUUUUGGGGCCUGCAAGAAAUGGGCUACGGGAGCUGGAUCUGCAAACCCCAGGAGGAGAAGACCUUCGUCCUGCCGGAACCCGCUCCCACUCCGUUCCUGUGAUAUAUAUAUAUAUAUAUAUAUAUUUUCCCCCUUGUUUUUCAAUUUUUUAUUUUCUGCAGAAGCCGAGGGAGAAAAAAAAAAGGGAGGACUUAAUUUUUUUAGAUUUGGAGCUGGCCGUUUGGGGUCGUUUUUAACGGAACCAGGGAUGUUUUUUCAGGUCGCGGUUUCAGAUUCCCGGGAAGAGCCGGACGUCCUAACCGAUUUCGAGCGGCAAGGUGUUUUAAUUCGGUUGGGCCAAGGGUCUUUCCUUUCCCUCCCCCCCCCCCGGCCUCCUCUUCCUCCUCCUCUCUUUUAAAUCCCCCCUUCCCCUUUUUUCAGCAUGGAUUUGCAGAGACGUGAUCCGAAACGUUGGGCUCGAGGGAACAAGAAAUCCACCAGCAUUCCUCUUUUCCUCCUUCCUUCCCUUUUUUUUCCUUCCUUCGUUCCUUUUUUUUCCUCCUUCCUUUCUUCUCCGUCUCCCUUCCUUUCUUCCUUAUCUCUGUCUUCGCCUUUCAUCCAUCCAUCUCUUUCUCUGCCUUCCUUCCUUUUUCUUUCUUUGUCUUCCUUCCUUUACUUCCCUUCCUUAUCUUUCUUCCUUCCUUCCUUUGUCUGUCUUCCUUCCUUCCUUCCCUCCCUCCUUCCUCCCUUCCCUAUCUAGUUCUUCCUUCCUUCCUCUUUGUCUUCCUUCCUUCCUUCCCUUCCUUAUCUCUUUCUCUGUCUUCUUUCCUUCCUUCCUUUUUCUUUGUCUGCCUUCCUUUCUUUCUUCCUUCCUUCCUUCUCUCUUUCUCUGCCUUCCUUUCCCACUUUUUUUUGGGGGGGGGGGAGGCGGCGACCAAAAAAAUAAAUAAAACGCCCCCAAAUCAUUAUUGGAACUUUUUCUUUUCAAACUGUGAAGUUAGCACGCUGGUAGCUCCAGUCUGCGUUGAGACUUUUUCUCGUUUCGCUCUUUUCCGUCCCGAGGGUUUCCGACGAACCUGUUGCAAGUUUCUUCACCUUGGGAAUCGACUCUCUGAGGGACAUUUCCACUUAACCCUCCGAGUCCUUUUGGACCGAGGAUUCGAACCUGUGGCCCGAGGGACGGUGUCAAGAUCGGCCUGUCCCGGCGGAUUUAACUUGGGUGUUGUGCGGUUGUGACUUUCCCCGUAGUUUCUCCUUUUCCCUAGCCAGCAAAUUCGGUAGUGUUUGGGGUUUUUUUUUCCCCCCCGUGUCGUCCAUCCGAAUCUAAAUUUUACAGAAAUUCGGGGAAGAUUUCCGAUCGGAGAGGCUGAAAACUCCAAACUUGUAAUCUUCCUCGUAGAUAUUAACCCGGAGAUUAGUGGGUCUCCAGAGCAGGCAAAACCCAUCAUCCCCUGCUAAAAAAAAAAAUCCUUUUUUUAAUUAUCUUCCCCCUUGUCCCGUCCCGUGGAUAUUGUCUUUGUGCACAAAGAUUGGACAAAAUUUAAGAGAUUUCCUUCUCUAAAGUCUUGGAACAGAAGUCUUGGCUUCAGGUGGGGGCUCUUGAAAUGAGGGUCUGGGGUCUCUGAUGGGGCCAAAUUGCAUUCUCUCCUGCCCCCCCCCCCAUCAAAAUGGGUCUCUCAAAAUCCCCAGGAUAAUUUUACAUGUCCGUUUUAAAUGUCUUUAUGCAAGAUUUCACCUUCUGCUUGGGUGCAGCUACCCAAAUGACUCCUUUUAAGCUGUUGUUUCCGUAAACCUGGGGUCUCCCGACGUGGCCCCUUUAAGACUGGGGGGGGGGGCUUCAAUUCCCAGUUGAAUUCUGGGAGUUGAAGUCUCCCCAGUCGUCUUAAAGGGGCCACGUUGGGAGACACCCCCCGUCCUUAAACUAAGAGAAAAAAGUGGGCCUCUGGUGAGAUAUUUUCAUAAUCCCCCCCCCUUUUUUUUUUUUAACCACGAUUGGUGUUCCCGUCACCUCUAGCGCUUGGCCAGCAUUGCCGAAAAUCUAUUUUUCUUUUUUAAAAAAAUGAAAAACUGGAGCCUUCUCUUCCCAACGUUUCCCUUACCCCCAUGGUUCGUGGGUCCCCCUCUUCUGUUGCAAUAGCCCCCAGCAAGGAAACCUACUUUAGAUUUCACCCUCCUUUUGUAAUGAUGGUUUAUUCCUCCCUCUGCCCCCCCUCUUUUUUUUUUUUAAAUUGAACGAGUCCGUGUUACGUUCCUUUUCCUUUGGAUGGACUGAAGUCUUUGCAUUCUGCCUGAAAUAAAAAAAGAAUUUUUUUUUUUCCUGUA
Molecule: messenger RNA, 6111 nt
Organism: Pantherophis guttatus
Lineage: Eukaryota; Metazoa; Chordata; Lepidosauria; Squamata; Colubridae
Gene: ADAR
Product: adenosine deaminase RNA specific
Biological process (GO): adenosine to inosine editing; RNA processing
Cellular component (GO): nucleolus; cytoplasm
Molecular function (GO): adenosine deaminase activity; tRNA-specific adenosine deaminase activity; double-stranded RNA adenosine deaminase activity
Source: RefSeq, a predicted model, not a curated record